Messenger RNA from Condylostylus longicornis, 1912 nucleotides. RefSeq lists its product as uncharacterized. Gene Ontology annotation, biological process: regulation of transcription by RNA polymerase II. The transcript has 2 exons. The record is from RefSeq and is a predicted model, not a curated record. The coding region runs from base 326 to 1375 and encodes 349 amino acids. Gene Ontology annotation, molecular function: DNA-binding transcription factor activity, RNA polymerase II-specific; cAMP response element binding. Lineage: Eukaryota; Metazoa; Arthropoda; Insecta; Diptera; Dolichopodidae.
CAUUGUAAAUAUUUUUUAUAAUCGCUUAACGUUUAAAAUAUAAAUAUUUCUAAAAAAUUUAAUACAUAAGUACUACCUAUCUACCUACAUACUUAUACGCAGUAGCUUUAAUAUUACAUUAUUUAAAUAGUUUUACAUAUAGCAUUAAAUUGUUCGCGAGUGCCUUUAAUCUUUGUGAAUAUGUAGAUUCAAUUUAAACAUUUUGAAUGAAGGGUCGAUGAUUUCAAAUUUGAGCUUCUGUUUAUUAUCAAUCUGUAUAUUCAAUGCAAUUGUACGAAGUAAGUUAAGAAUUGUUACUGAAAGAGAAACUUGACAAUCAUCAAUAAUGAACUCACUAACAUUGAAACCGGGUAUUAAUUUGAAAAUCGAAAGCAAACAUUCAAAUUUUUUAAAUGACCAGACUCCCACUCCUACAACCAGAUUGAUAAAAAAUUGUGAAGAAGUUGGCUUAUUUGAUGAUCUAAAACAUGUUAAUCCGUUUGACGAAACAUUCAGACGGGCUGUAGAAGAAUCCACUGUAUUGACUAAUGAAAAGAAUACUAACAAUUUAAAUUUACCUUCCAGCGAAGACACUUUGCAUACGCCGCAUAUUAUUUAUGAUGACAACAGUAACUCAAAACAUGCAACUAACAAAGAUUUUGAAGUGAAUAAAGAUCAAUUAAUUUCGUUGAAAACAUCUUGUAGAAACAGAGUUUCAGAAAAUUCUAGGGACAUGAAAAAAAGUUCCAAACUUCCACUAAAGAACAAUAGAAAAAUUACUCAUAAGAAACUAAGAAUGCUUUUACCGAACCCUAAACAAAUUAACGUGAAAACUAUUCAACCUCAAAUUAUUUCCUUGAAUUUUCAAGGACAAAUUGAAAACGCAAUAAAAACUUCAAAAACCAUUGUAGGGAAAGCAAGUAUUAAUAAUGAAAGUAAUGGCAAAUCUUCAUAUUUGAUAAAAAAGAAACUUAAAUCUAUUAUAAAAUGUAAAAGUGUAGAUAAAAUGGAAACGAAUGAGAGUGAUAUAAAUGAAAAUAAAAAUAACCUGGCUUACAAAAGUGCAAAGGAAAGAAAAAGAGCAGCUUCAAUGCGAUAUCGUAGCAAGAAACAUAACGAAAUUUGUGAAUUGAGAAAACGUUUGUCUGAGUUAUUGUCUGAAAACCUAUUUUUUAAAGAACAAAUUAAACAACUUCAACAUAUACUUUUUACCCAGCAUUCUAACUGUAAUGUGACAAAACAGCAAUUAGAAAAAAGUCCUAAUGAAAAUUUGAGUGAAACAUUAAAAGGUUCAACUCCUAUUAUUCAUAUACCCUCUUCAACUUUGGUGCUGAAUAUUCCUAAAAUUAUUAUACAACAAAAAGCAGAAAUUUUUGAUAUGGUUUCAAAAAAUUAAAUGUAUGCAUAUUACAUACAUAUAUCAUACUUAGCUACGUGUAUUGUCUGACUUUAUACAUAUUGUGUAAUUCUAAAAACGCUGCUUUUAUAACACGGCUGACAAAAGUGCAGGUUUGGAUACUAGAGAGUCAAUUCAUCAGCGGAAAUAAAUGGCAAUUUUAUGAGUUAUGAAAGUCGAAAACGGACACUUCACCUUUUUACGAAAAAAAUUUUCACGUUUUAGACUACUUUGUGAAUAAAAAAGUCCAAAUACAAACGGAAAAUAUGCAUAUCACAUAAAUGAAAAAAAAAGAAAACUACAUAUAUUUCAGGCGUCAUUUCUUUAAAAUAAUUCUACAUUUAUUAGGAGUGCAUAUUUUGUCAGCCAUGAUUUAUACCGUAACCGAAAUAGACUAUAUUGUAAUGUAACUGUCAAAUAAAAUUGUGACGAUUAUACCGAACAGAUAUCGAGUAUGUAUUAAUUAAAAAUUAAUUAACAAAGGUUAAAAUAUAAAAUCACUUUUUUAUUAUUAUAAUAAAUUGAACUUCCAAAUCA